Molecule: messenger RNA, 901 nt
Organism: Hemiscyllium ocellatum (epaulette shark)
Lineage: Eukaryota; Metazoa; Chordata; Chondrichthyes; Orectolobiformes; Hemiscylliidae
Gene: sprn
Product: shadow of prion protein
Exons: 3
Coding region: 341-796 (151 amino acids)
Biological process (GO): protein import into nucleus
Cellular component (GO): nucleus; membrane
Molecular function (GO): nucleic acid binding
Source: RefSeq, a predicted model, not a curated record
GUGGCAUUGCGGACGCAGGCGCUGGUUUUAUUUCAGGUCUGUCCCUAAAUCAUAACCCGAUUAGGAUUUGACGGUGUGGAGACGGGGAGAGGCUUUGAGAAAGAGAGCAGCGAGUGGGAUAAGUGCCUACCCCGCGCCAUUAACUGCAGUCUAGCUGAUCAGCCACACUGACUCCAAACCUUGCCAGAGGGACAGUGAGAAGGGAGCGAGAAAUUUCCAUUGAGUGUAGAUUAGGCCCAGGUGAUGGCACAAUGGUUAUACAAAGGAAUGUCAAUGUGAUUAAAACAAAUUUUAAAAAAAUCUCUACACUUGAUGGUAUGAGUCUCUUGAAUACUUCAUCAUGAAUAGGACGACAGCCGUAUGUUGGAUGGUCAUUCUGCUGGUAGCCACCUUCUGUGAGAAUGGCACUUGCAAGGGAGGGAGAGGAGGGGCUCGGGGGUCAGCCCGGGGUUCUGCCCGCGGGCGUCUCCGCGUACCCCGGGUACGGGUCAGUCACCCCAGUCGCUACGGGUCCUACGGCUCCAAAGCCCGAGUGGCAGUAGCAGGGGCAGCGGCUGGAGCUGCAGCUGGACUUGCAGUUGGAUACGCAGCGGGCAGAUUGCGGGGUUCAAGGCUGAUUUGGGAUGAGGAUGCACAGAGCUAUGUUAACAUGAGCUGCGUCCCAGUCAAAAACUGCACAUCUGACGGAGGAGUGUACAGCUAUAGAGCCUGGACAUCCUCAGCCUCAUCUUUCUGGCCUUCCUACAGCUUAUCAUCCAUCUGUUCCGUGCUGACCUUCAAAUAUGUCCAACUUUAAGACCCCAGAGAGCGGUGCUCAAUGGCUCUACCACAGCUACAAUCAUCGGUCUCUUUAGGAAUUUCAUCGGUGCUUUAGUAUUGUUCAUAGACACAUCACUCAUUU